AUGUACGGUGGCGGAAUUGGGGUGGCGGAGGAAGCGCCGCUGCUGGCGGCGCACGGGCGGAGCGCCGGCGACCGCAACGCCAAGUCCUACCUCCGCUGCGCGUCCUACGCCAGCGACGAGCUCCGCAGCUUCCGCUCGUGGCUCCGGUGGAUGUGCGUCGACCAGUCGGGCCCCUGGCGGGCGGCGCUCUCCUGGGGGAUGUUCCUCGUCCUCGCCGCCGCCGUGCCGCUCACCUCCCACUUCGUCGUCGUCGUCGACGCCGACCGCGAGGGGCGGCGCCGCCACGCGAGCUACGACGCCGUCGUGCAGCUCUCGCUCACCUCCGUCGCCGCGCUCUCCUUCGUCUGCCUCUCCGCUUUCUUCCGCCACUACGGCCUCCGCCGCUUCCUCUUCCUCGACAAGCUCUGCGGCGAGAGCGAGACUGUCCGCCAAGGCUACACCUUCCAGCUCAACGUAAGCGGCCCGCCUCAUCUCCUUUCUCCAGAGAUGCAGAUUUCUUCUUCGGUUUUCUCCAGAGACCAUAUAUAUAUAUAUAUAUAUAGAUGGUAGAACACUCUGCAUCUUAGUCUUAGCCAGGGAUGGAGAUUUCUUCUUCUGGGUUAUAUAAUUGGUGAUCGAUCUUAUGGCUCAUGAAAUCGAUGUGAAAUAACCCAAUGAAUCUGCCAUGGGAUGAAUCACCGAGGAUCGACUGAAGAUCUUUGAGAAGUUAUAUCAGUUUUUCCUUUGGAAUAUCCACUGAGAUGCUGAUUCGUCGGUUCAAUCUGGUGCUUAUGAAUCCUGGGCCUUUUCCCAUAACUUCUUGUUAGUUUGUAGCUUAUAUAAUUCGGUUGAUGUGAACCCACUCUUGUAGCUACACCUGAAUUUGCCAAACAUCAUGGUUUAGUUUAAUUCAUUGCUUCUCUGGCUCGUAAUUUUCUAUUUACCUAUCGUCUACGCCAACUGAAUUCCUUGAUCUUGAGAUAUAUCUUAGGAAAUUUGCUUUGCUUGUCUAAUCACCUGGAAUGUUGGUCAAACCAGCGGUGUAUAAAUAUACCCUUCUUCUUGAGAGCCUUCAGUUUAGCUGCCACAGUCGUUGUUGGGAACUCAAGGCUGAGAUUAAGAUGCAAAAUAUUCAAUCUUAUGAUAAUAAAAUAUGGAACUUGUGAUCGUUUUUUUUUUUUAAUUUCCAUAUUUGGUUAUCACAGUCAUUGUUGUGAAGUCAAGCCUAAGAUUAAGAUGCAAAGUAAACUCUAGUUUAUGCUAAUAAAAUAAAUAUGGAACUCGUGAUCUUGAUCUUUUUCUUUCUUUCUUUCUUUCCAUAAUAGUUUGCUAUCACAGUCUUCUUGAAAGAGUCUGGUUAGAUAUCACAGCCGUUGUUGGGAAUCAGGGCCUAAGAUUAGGAUGCAAAGUCAAGUCUAGUUUAUGGUAAUAAAAUAAAUUUGGAGCUUGUGAUAAAAUAUAAAUAUAUUUAUCUUCUUCUUGCAUAUUUUGCAGAGGUCCUUCAAGUUGCUGUCGAUGUUUGUGCUGCCGUGUUUCGCAGCAGAGUGUGGGUACAAGAUCUGGUGGUACUGCAAGGGGGAAGGGCGCAUCCCCUUCUUGGGUAACCCCUACGUGAGUGAUGCUUUGGCUUGCAUUCUGGAGCUAUGGUCCUGGCUGUACAGAACGUCCAUCUUCUUCUUGGUUUGUGUGCUCUUUCGGCUCAUCUGCCACCUCCAGAUCCUCCGCCUCCAGGACUUUGGACUUGUCUUCCAGGACGAGUCGGAUGUGACGUCUAUCUUAGCGGAACACCUGCGCAUCCGUCGGCAGCUCCGCGUAAUCAGCCACCGUUUCCGCUCGUUCAUCGUCACCUGCCUCAUCGUCAUCACUCUUUCUCAGCUUGCUUCCCUUCUUCUUACUACCCGCUCAAAGGCCGAGGUCAAUCUCUACAACGCUGGCGAGCUGGCGGUAUGCACAGAUAAAUCACUCUUACCCAGUUUCUUUUCCUCUUUUUUUUUUUUAAAUAAAAAAUAAAAAUCUUUUUUUGGCAAGUUAUGAAACUAAAUUGAUGGAGAUCAUGGAUCUCAGAAUGGUUCGCAUUGGUCGCUUUCUCUCUCAGUUGACUUUCAGUGCUCCAAAACGUAUACCUGCUUUCUGUUCCUUUGCUCUGCCUCUUAGGAUGAGAUACCAUAUGCAUAAAGUUUUAUCCAUAGAUAACCUUAUGGUAAGUAAUCACAUAUGUGGAGCUGGAUGACGCCAUUUUUUGCUUCAGAAAAAAGAAGAAGAGGAAAACUGCCGUUGACCCAUUUGACCUUUAGGAAGGAAGUGAGACAUCACACUAGUUUUGAUGCCAUUUUAGGAUUUCUUCUCGCGUUAUUGUCCUCGUUUGCAUAUUUUGCUUAGAUCUGUGAUUCUCUUGUGCGACCUCUUCUUGCAGCUCUGUUCCGUUGGACUGGUGACUGGGAUCCUCAUAUGCCUAAGAAGCGCAACAAAGAUCACGCACAAAGCGCAGGCGAUCACCAGCCACGCUGCCAAAUGGCACGCGUUCGCCACCGUCGAGUCCUUCGACCCAGAAUCCGAAGCGCCUCUCCGGAUCCCUUCCGGCCGCGUCCAUCCUCUCUACGGCGCCGCCGAGUCGGACUACGAUGAACUCGGCGACGAGGAUGACCUUGCGGACACCAACCUGGUGAAGGCCAACACCACCACCAUUUCCUUCCAAAAGAGGCAAGCUCUGGGUAAGGCAGAGUCUCUCUCUCUCUCUCUCUCUCUCUCUCCCUUCUCUUUCAUCUCCUGACUUGAAUGUGCCUUGGGGGUUUGCUUUGGACCAAGUGCAGUGACGUAUCUGGAGAACAACAGGGCGGGCAUCACGGUCUUCGGGUUCAUGCUGGACAGGUCAUGGCUGCACAUGAUCUUCGGCGUGGAACUGUCCCUGGUCCUCUGGCUCCUGGGGAAGACAGUCGGCUUCUCCUAG
Messenger RNA from Spirodela intermedia, 2926 nucleotides. NCBI's taxonomy places the organism in Eukaryota, Viridiplantae, Streptophyta, Magnoliopsida, Alismatales, Araceae. The record is from the annotation of a GenBank genome assembly.